AUGGACACCGAGGUCCUGUGCCUCGGGGGCCUGCUCCUCCCCCUCCUCUUUCCCGUGCUGGCAGGCUCCCAGCUGCAGGUGUUCACAGCACCCUCCUUUCAGGCCCCGCUGGGCUCCAGGGCUGUGCUGCCAUGCCGCUUCGAUGUCAGGGGGCCCGUGGCCCUGGGCUCCCUGCAGGUGACGUGGUACCGCUGGGACGAGAGGGUCGCAUGGUUCGACAAAGGCCAGGCUCAACCCAGAGGGAGACUGUUGGAGACAGACCUGCAGAGCGGAAACGCCUCCCUGUCGCUGGCCAAGGUGGCCGUGCCAGACGAGGGGCUGUACAAGUGCGAUGUGCGCUACGGUGCCCAGCAGCAGCAGGGGAGCACCACCCUCCGUGUGGUCGCGUCCCCGACCAUCUCCAUCCAAAAGCAGCAGGUGGUGGGUAGCACAGAGACCUCCCUCCUGUGCGACGUGGGGGGCUUCUACCCCAGGGAUCUGGAUGCUACAUGGCUGAGAGACGGACAGGUCCUGGACAGCUCCACCCACUCCAGCCCCCAGAGGAACCUGGACGGGACCUUCAGCCUCACCCUGACCUACACCUUCACCCCUGCCAAAAGCGACACUGGCAGUGUCUUCUACUGCCGCGUCCACCAUCCAGCCUUGGAGCAGCCCCUGCAGGCUGAGCUUGCCCUGGAUGUCCCAGCUACAGGCUCGGAUCGCACCGCUGCUGUGAUUGGGGCCGUCGUGGGCAUCGUCAUCACACUAGGAGCUGCGGGUGCAGCCUUUUACUGCUGGUGGCAGAGGAGAGGCUGGGGGUCCAUGUCCAAGGUGGAGGGGCCGGAGCGGUGCCGGCUGGGCCAGGAGGUGACUCUGCGCUGCUCCAUGGAGGGGAAGAUCCCUGCGGACACGGCUGUGACGUGGGAGCGGACACAGGGCGAGGACAGGGCGGUGAUCCAGAAGGACGGGCCCGGGGCGGCCCCUGAGCACCAGCCACUGUUACCGGCCCUGCCCCCGGGCUGGACACCGACAGAGGAGAGGUCUGAGACCUGCCUCACGGCCUCCCUGACCUUCACGCCCACGGUGCAGGACCACGGGGCGCGGGUCCGGUGUCACUUCCAGCACGAGGCCCAGCACAGCAGCAAGGAGCCCGCGUGGUGGGAGAUCCAGGUGUGGGCCCCGCCGGAGCUGUCCGGGAUCCAGGUGUUACCGUGCUGGGACCCCCCGGAGGAGGUGCCCUUUGCCAUCGACCUGCAGAACUUCUUCCCCCGGGAGAUCCACCGCGUCGAGUGGAGCGUGGACGGAAAAGCCUGGGAACGGUCGGAGCCGAGUGACUGGAGGGAGAACGAGGACGGGUCGUUCAGCGCCAGGAGCGUGUGGAGGGUGCCCGGCUGCAGACUGACCAGCGCGGAGCAGCGAGUGCGAGUGUCCGUGCAGCACGGCCCCGGGGACCCCCCGAUUGAGGGAGAGCUCAUCCUCGCAGACACCGGUCUCCUGCGGCCCCCAGACGUGUCGGGAAUCUCCCAGCCCCAGGCAGUGACGGCGGGGACGGAAGCGGCCCUGAGCUGCCGCGUGGCAGGGCAUUUCCCAGGGGAGCUGGGGGUGACCUGGCUGCGCAAGGGCAGAGGAGAGGCUCGUGCUGCGCCCCUGCAGGACUCGGCCGAGUACCGGCUCGUCCCUGGCCGGCCUGUUCCAGCCACUGAUGGGAAGAGCUUCCAGCAGGAGCCCAGACUCCUCUUCACCCCCUCGGUGCGCAGGGACCAGGGGGCCGAGUACAUCUGCCGGGUGGAGCACGCGGCCCUGCAGACCCCCGCGGAGCGAUGCAGCACAGAGCUGCAGGUCACAGCCCCCCCGGAGCUGUCCAGGAUCCUGGUGUUACCGCGCUGGAACCCCCCGGAGGAGGUGCCCUUUGCUGUCCAGAUACUCAACUUCCACCCGAAGGAAAUGCACCGCAUCGCGUGGGGCUGGGACGGGGACGGGAGCGGGAGAGCAGACACCGCCGAGCCCUGCCAGAACCCGGACGGCACGUUCAGCGCCACGAGCGUGUGGAGGGUGCCCAGCCGGAGCCUGGCCCGCCCGGAGCAGCGAGUGCGAGUGUCUGUGCAGCACGGCCCCAGAGACCCCCCGACGGAGAGAGAGCUCAGCCUGCGGGACACCGGUCUCCUGCGGCCCCCAGACAUGUCGGAAAUCUCCCGGCCCCGUUCAGUGACCGCAGGAAGGGAAGUCACCCUGAGCUGCCACAUCGCACGGCAUUUCCCAGGGGAGCUGAAGGUGACCUGGCUCCAGAAGCAGAAAAGAGCUCGUGACCCUGUUCCCGUACAAGACUCCCCCAAGUGCAGGCUACUCCCUGGCAGAGCCGUCCCAGCAGGGGAUGGGAAGAGCUUCCAGCAGGAGGCCAGACUGGUCCUCACGGCCGUGGAGGAGAAGGACCUGGAGGCAGAGUUCAUCUGCCGCGUGGAGCACGUCGCCCUGCAGACCCCCAUCGAGAGACAGAGCAGGGAGCUGCGGGAGAGCGCCCCGCCGGAGCUGUGCGGGAUCCAGGUGUUACCACACUGGGCCCCCCCGGAGGAGGUGCCCUUUGCCGUCGACCUGCAGAACUUCUUCCCCCGCGGGAUCCAGCGCAUCGAGUGGAGCGUGGACGGAAAAGCCUGGGAACGGUCGGAGCAGAGUGACUGGAGGGAGAACGAGGACGGGUCGUUCAGCGCCAGGAGCGUGUGGAGGGUGCCCGGCUGCAGACUGACCAGCGCGGAGCAGCGAGUGCGAGUGUCCGUGCAGCACGGCCCCGGGGACCCCCCGAUUGAGGGAGAGCUCAGCCUCGCAGACACCGGUCUCCUGCGGCCCCCAGACGUGUCGGGAAUCUCCCAGCCCCAGUCAGUGACGGUGGGGAGGGAAGUGGCCCUGAGCUGCCGCGUGGCAGGGCAUUUCCCAGGGGAGCUGGGGGUGACCUGGCUGCGCAAGGGCAGAGGAGAGGCUUGUGCUGCGCCCCUGCAGGACUCGGCCGAGUACCGGCUCGUCCCUGGCCGGCCUGUUCCAGCCGCCGACGGGAAGAGCUUCCAGCAGGAGCCCAGGCUCCUCUUCACCCCCUCGGUGCGCAGGGACCAGGGGGCCGAGUACAUCUGCCGGGUGGAGCACGCGGCCCUGCAGACCCCCGUGGAGCGAUGCAGCACAGAGCUGCAGGUCACAGCCCCGCCGGAGGUGUCCGGGAUCCAGGUGUUACCGCGCUGGGACCCCCCGGAGGAGGUGCCCUUUGCCGUCCAGAUACACAACUUCCACCCGAAGGAAAUGCACCGCAUCGCGUGGGGCUGGGACGGGGACGGGAGCGGGACAGCAGACACCGCCGAGCCCAGCCAGAACCCGGACGGCACGUUCAGCGCCACGAGUGUGUGGAGGGUGCCCAGCCGGAGCCUGGCCCGCCCGGAGCAGCGAGUGCGAGUGUCUGUGCAGCACGGCCCCGGAGACCCCCCGACGGAGAGAAAGCUCAGCCUCCGGGACACCGGUCUCCUGCGGCCCCCAGACGUGUCGGGAAUCUCCCAGCCCCAGUCGGUGACGGCGGGGAGGGAAGUGGCCCUGAGCUGCCGCGUGGCAGGGCAUUUCCCAGGGGAGCUGGGGGUGACCUGGCUGCGCAAGGGCAGAGGAGAGGCUUGUGCUGCGCCCCUGCAGGACUCGGCCGAGUACUGGCUCGUCCCUGGCCGGCCUGUUCCAGCCGCCGACGGGAAGAGCUUCCAGCAGGAGCUCAGACUCCUCUUCAACGCCUUGCUGUGCAGGGACCAGGGGGCCGAGUACAUCUGCCAGGUGUUGCACGCGGCCCUGCAGACCCCCGCGGAGCGACGCAGCACAGAGCUGCAGGUGACAGCCCCGCCGGAGCUGUCCGGGAUCCAGGUGUUACCGCGCUGGGACCCCCCGGAGGAGGUGCCCUUUGUCGUCGACCUGCAGAACUUCUUCCCCCGGGAGGUCCACCGCGUCGAGUGGAGCAUGGACGGAAAAGUCUGGGAACGGUCGGAGCCGAGUGACUGGAGGGAGAACGAGGACGGGUCGUUCAGCGCCAGGAGCGUGUGGAGGGUGCCCAGCUGCAGACUGACCAGCGCGGAGCAGCGAGUGCGAGUGUCCGUGCAGCACGGCCCUGGGGACCCCCCGAUUGAGGGAGAGCUCAGCCUCGCAGACACCGGUCUCCUGCGGCCCCCAGACGUGUCGGGAAUCUCCCAGCCCCAGGCAGUGACGGCGGGGAGGGAAGUGGCCCUGAGCUGCCGCGUGGCAGGGCAUUUCCCAGGGGAGCUGGGGGUGACCUGGCUGCGCAAGGGCAGAGGAGAGGCUCGUGCUGCGCCCCUGCAGGACUCGGCCGAGUACCGGCUCGUCCCUGGCCGGCCGGUUCCAGCCGCGGAUGGGAAGAGCUUCCAGCAGGAGCCCAGACUGGUCCUCACAGCCGUGGAGAAGGGGGACCUGGGGGCAGUGUUCAUUUGCCGUGUGAAGCACAUUGCCCUGGAGACCCCCAUCGAGGGACACAGCGGGGAGCUGCAAGUCACAGGUCAGUCAGCGCCUUUACACCGGGAUGUCACAAGGUCCCGGUCCUUUCCCACUCGCUCUGGGCCCUCUGGGCAGGAGGCUGCGUUCGUGGUGAUGGCAGUUUUGCUGGAGCAGGGAGUUCCCAGUGGGAGACCGGACCCCACUCUCCAUCAGGGAAGGUCGAGGAUGGUGUGGGGAGGCCAGCACCUGUGGUAACACUGCUGCUCCUGGCUGCUGCGGCUGGGCCCCGGCACUGGGGCCAGAAUGACCCUCGGUCUCAGCCCCUCGAGGAGAAUGCAUAGGCCCCAGGAACUGACCACCUUGCUCGGCGUUUCACUCCAGCUGCCGGGGGAAGGGGAUGCGGGGAGGGCUAGGGAGGUCCUAUGCAGGGUCUGGGUCCCCAGGGCAGUGAGCACUGACCAGCCCCAUGGACAUCUCUUGCUCCAGGACACCAGAUGCCCCCAUGUCCCAGGAUCCUGAGUCCAAGGAAGGGAAAGCAGAUGAGGGAGCCCCAGGGGACGUGAGCGGUU
This is a messenger RNA of Alligator mississippiensis (American alligator), 5009 nucleotides long. RefSeq lists its product as uncharacterized. The record is from RefSeq and is a predicted model, not a curated record. The coding region runs from base 1 to 4695 and encodes 1564 amino acids. The transcript is spliced from 15 exons. NCBI's taxonomy places the organism in Eukaryota, Metazoa, Chordata, Crocodylia, Alligatoridae.